UCUCCGGAAAAAGAAAGAACAGGGAGCCCCUCUGUUUUCUUUGAGGUGGCAAGUGCCGGGGGCAGCGACCUGCUGUGACCCGGGCCAGGGGGAGCCGCCCCAGCGCGGUGCCGGGGCAGGCACGGUGGUGGCGCUGGCCGUGGCGGUGCCAGGCAGCCGGCCAGCAGCGGGAGGAACACGGCGAGCUUGCGGAGCCCCGGCCCCCGAGGAUGUCGGCCAGAGCAUCUCCCACCCUGGAGAAGAGCGKCGGCAUCGGGCACACGGGCGAGGCGAAGGCGGCGGGACAGCCCCCCGACAGCAUCAGCGUCCAGGGCGUCUCCUACACCAUCAGAGAGCGUGUUGGCCCAUGGUGGAACUUUUCCUUAUAUUGUAAAAAAUGGACCCGGCAAAUACUUAAGGAUGUUUCAUUUCACAUAGAGAGUGGCCAGAUUAUGGGGAUUUUAGGAAAUUCUGGAUCUGGGAAAACAACACUUCUGGAUGCAAUAUCAGGAAGACUGGGACAUAAAGACAACUUCUUUGGAGAAGUGUAUGUGAAUGGACAUCAGCUGAAGAGGGAGCAGUUCAGAGAUUGCUUCUCUUACGUGCCACAGAGUGACACUUUGUUAAGCUUUCUAACCAUACAGGAGUCUUUGACCUACACAGCUUUACUAACUCUUAAGAAAUGCUCCAACACCUCCAUCAAAAAGAAGGUUGAUGCAGUAAUGGCUGAGCUGAGUCUCAGCCAUAUUGCUGACAAAAUAAUUGGAAGUCACAAUGUCGUAGGAAUUUCUGGCGGUGAGAGGCGUCGGGUAUCAGUUGCAGCCCAGCUUUUACAAGAUCCCAAGGUCAUGCUACUUGAUGAACCAACGACAGGGCUGGACUGCCUGACUGCAAACCAGCUUGUCCUGCUUCUCUCAGAGCUUGCUCACAGGGAUAGGAUUGUGAUCCUUACCAUUCAUCAGCCUCGCUCAGAACUUUUCAAGUUAUUUGAUAAAAUAGCCAUCAUGAGCUUUGGAGAAAUGGUUUUCUGUGGGAACCCUAUGGAAAUGAUCACAUUUUUUAGUGGCUGUGGGUAUUCUUGUCCUGAACAAUCAAAUCCUUUUGACUUCUAUGUGGAUCUGACAUCUGUGGACACCCGAAGCAAGGAACGCGAACUUGAAACCUACAGUAGGGUUCAGGAAUUUGUAUCAGCCUACAGAAACUCGGAGAUCUUUAGCAAAGCACUGGCAGCCAUUGAAAAAACAAAGUGUAUGAAGGAGCUGCCACCAAUUCCAUUCAAAAACAAAGACUCACCCAGUGGCUUUUACCAAAUACUGAUUCUUUUACGGAGAGCAACGAGAAAUUUCUCCAGAGAUAAGAUGGGCAUCAUCAUGCGUCUCCUCCAGAACCUGUUAUUUAGCUUGUUCAUAGCCGUUUUCCUUCUUAGACUAAGGAAUGACGCCCAAGUAGCCGUGCAGGACCGCGUGGGGCUUAUCUACCAGUGCGUGAGUGCCCCCCCCUACACAGGGAUGCUCAAUGCUGUGGCCCUGUUCCCACCUCUACGUGCCAUCAGUGACCAAGAAAGUAAAGAUGGCUUGUAUAAGAAAUGGCAAAUGCUUGUAGCUUAUAUAGUACAUUUCCUGCCCUUCAGUGUCUUCAGCGUGGCCAUUUUCAGCGUCUUUAUAUACUGGACUGUAGGAUUGUAUCCUGAUGCUUCCAGAUUUGGGAUUUUCUUUGCUGUUGUCCUAGCAUCUCACAUGAUUGGUGAACUACUAACACUUGUUAUACUUGGCAUAGUUCAAAAUCCACAAAUAGUCCAAAGUGGAGUGGUGCUGCUUAAUUCAGCUGGUGUGAUAGUGGGAACGGGACUUGUAAGGACCAUUGAGGAAAUGCCAACACCUUUUAAACUACUGAGUUUUCUUACCUUUCAAAAAUACAGCAGUGAAGUCCUUGUAGUCAAUGAAUUUUAUGGCCUAAACUUCACAUGUGGUGAAGCCAACAGUUCCACUGCAAAUAAUGCUGCGUGUAUUUUCUCCCAAGGUGUCCAGUUCAUUGARAAAAGCUAUCCUGGGGCAUUGUCCCGGUUCACCAUCGAUUUCCUUGUACUCUAUGCUUUUCUACCAGCACUUGCCAUCAUAGCAAUUAUAAGCUUCAAAUUAAGAGAAAGAAUUAUUGACAGACAAUGAAACGGUAGCAAUUCCAACAAUGUCUAAUACUACAUUAGUAUCUUCAUUAUGGUCAAAGGCUUAAAUGGUUGGAUUUUAGACAGAAUUUAAGUGAUUACACAUCUAAAAACAUAUUCAUCUUCUCAUGUUUGUUUUCAUCUUGACAACCAAUGUUCUCCUAAGAGUGAAAGUGAUCCCUGAUAUUGAUAUUCCCCAYCCCUCUCCUCUGGCUGMUCUCCAGAUCAGCCAUAAUCAACAGUAUUUAAUGUUUUAAAGGACUUUCUGAUUUAAUUUAGUCAACUGUCACUGACACUCUUUUACAACUUAGCAAUGGUGGUCUGAUUUUUUCCCCACUAUUUUGUUUUUCAACCACUACUAAUAAGCAGAUGGGUACAACUGMUAGUAAAUCUCAUUUCUAGAAUUGUAUUUAUGCCUUGUUUUGGUACCAUUUUAGGAAUUCRUAGAAAGGAAACAAACCAAAUACAUGUCAAGACAGAAUCAAGAAGUCACUCCAAUCUUGUACACACUAUACAACAGAUGAGUAGCAGUAGCUACUCACUCAGAACRGAUCUUGCAGCAGUAUCAAAGUUGCCUAAUAUGUUUUUGCCUUAUAAAUUAUGAUAAAUCAGUGAAAACAGUUAUUUAUUUCAAUUUCUUCUUUUCAUUGUCAAGUUCUAGUCUUGUUUUGGAAGCAGUUUAUGAAUUACAAGGAAAAAAAAAGUUUGUUUAAUAACAUUUUGGUUUUAU
Molecule: messenger RNA, 2870 nt
Organism: Malurus melanocephalus (red-backed fairy wren)
Lineage: Eukaryota; Metazoa; Chordata; Aves; Passeriformes; Maluridae
Gene: ABCG5
Product: ATP binding cassette subfamily G member 5
Exons: 13
Coding region: 210-2144 (644 amino acids)
Biological process (GO): cholesterol homeostasis
Cellular component (GO): plasma membrane
Molecular function (GO): ABC-type transporter activity; ATP binding; ATP hydrolysis activity
Source: RefSeq, a predicted model, not a curated record